Rhizopus microsporus ATCC 52813 is the source of this 2215-nucleotide messenger RNA. RefSeq lists its product as uncharacterized. The coding region runs from base 171 to 2138 and encodes 655 amino acids. Lineage: Eukaryota; Fungi; Mucoromycota; Mucoromycetes; Mucorales; Rhizopodaceae. The record is from RefSeq and is a predicted model, not a curated record. The transcript is spliced from 2 exons.
AAAGCUCCUUUUUACAAAAAAGAUAAAUUACUGUAUCGAUCGUAUAUUAAGUGCCCUUACGUUUGACUAUCUUCUUUUUAUUCUUUUAUUCUUUUAUUCUUUUAUUCUUUUUUUCUAUAUUUCUAUCUGCGAAUAAUAUCAAUUAAUAAUUAACACUUCUUAUUUAUCCAAUGGCUCCUUACCCUCAGCCUUUAGCAUAUACAUCAAUGAUAAAGUUCACUAUUGACGGCCGUCCUAGUGUAGAUGAUAUUCAUGAGCUUUUCUCGACAAUGAUGGCCCAAAUUACACCAACAGUCAAUCGACACAUGCUUCGGUCUUACCCAAACACCUUUACAUCGGAAGAAGCUAUCAAGCAAUUGGGUUCUCUGACAUUUUCAAAACCUUCUAGUUACUCUAAUUUUGCUUCAUUCACCACAAUCACGUUUAACAUGGGAAGAGACAUGGCCAAGGCUCUACUUCAGCAAUUUCUCUGGACUCGGUUAAUUGAAAGCGCUAUUGAGCCUCAGAACCGCUCUUACCGUGAUAAAGGCCUCUGGAGGGUCAAAUCAAAAGGUUUAUGUGUACUUCAAGAUUUUUGCUCAAGGACAAAAUCAGACAUGUCUAUAUUUAAAAAACAUGUCAUGGCCGAUGCAGAACCGUUGUUCCUUAUCAGUAUUGAAAGACUGCCACACAAUGAUCGCAUUAAUCGCAAUCGAAGAUACAUGUCUUUUCUGUUUGCAAUUAUGAUAGCUAGCCUGCCACUUAAAGGUAACAACCGUGAAAGGCAAGGUGAACUUCCGUCUUUCUUGGGAAGUUAUGGAAAGCUAAAUUCAUAUACCGAAGCUAUGCGCGAGUUUGGCAUACAGGAUACACUAGAAGCUUCGAGAACCCCCUCAAUUUGCUCAAGUAACUCCUCAUCGCUCGAAAGCAAGCAUUCCGGAUGCGGGUUGUCCUUUUCUGAUUUUUUCCCCCACAUCAAUAUUCUUCCAAAUGAUUUACUUUUAGGUUUAGAACAUGCUCAUGGUAUACACUCUCAGCAACAUCAGUCACUCAUCAAUAACUUGAGCCCGUCAUCAUCCAACAAGUUCAAAAUGCGAGCCAUUUUCUCCUCUGCGUUAUGCUGUAACUGGUUAGUCGAAUCUUGUACGAUAGCAUCCAAUGACGAAGCUGAAAAUCUCAUGACAGAAUUCUUAAAGCUCGGGUGGAUCACGUUUUUUGAUAACAAGUAUGGUCACCUUCAAGAGAUUGAAUCUUCAAAAUCCAUCAUUUUGAAGCUUACAAAAUCAGGAAUGAAAGCUGUCAUUGAGGUAUCCUUAAACCAGUACAAUAUCAUGAAAGCUUCUAUGAAAGCCCCGGGUCUUUCUUGUCGAUCAUCAUCCAUCUCCUCUUCUUGUGACACAAGCUUACCUUCUAGCUUGGCGUUUACUGAUGAUCAGGAGACUAGCAUCAGUCCAGUAUCUCCUCGUUUAAACACAUCCGUGACGGACUACUUCUCGACGCAGUCUUUCAGAAAGUCCUUGCCAGAAAUAUCAACACCUCCUCUAACGCCAACUACGCCUACAUUUGAACCAAAAGAGAGUACCUCAGCCAAACUCAGGUCUGUUUUAAACGAUCCUCACCUCAGAUCACUCUUCCGCGACUUUUUGGGACACAAUUUCUGUGAAGAAAACCUGAAUUUUUGGAUCGACUAUGACAGCUUAUGUCGACGCUGUAGUAAUCCUGCUCUGAUGUCGUCGUCAGAUCAGCGCCAGCUUUUGGAGGACGCAUACUUACUAUGGGAAACAUAUUUAGGACCAGAUGCAAGCUGUGAACUGAACAUUGAGCACAACUUAAGGGAGGAAAUGGCAGAAGAAAUUUCACACAUGGUCACUGUUGUCCAUACUCCGGGAAAACUCAAUCCAACGGUUGUUAUUUCAGCUUUUUCGGCGUAUCAAAGCUUACUAACUAUCCUCAGAUGGUUUGAUAAAGUUAACGAUCAUGUAUUCAAGCUGAUGGCCACGGAUUCGAUACCAAAAUUCAUAAAAUCAUCACAGUAUAAACUAUAUAUUCCAGAUAACCAAGCAGCGCCUGUUUCAGUUGAACUGAAUGAGUUUCCACCACCUCCUUCAAGACAAGACACCAAACAAAAUAGUGUAGAAAUCCCAUGUUUCUCGCUAUAAUUAUAAUCAACACUUACUUUUUUACACAUUAUAAUUUUACACUGUAUGAUAUUAAUAAACAAUACUUCACACUGCCA